UUAUGUUAGUGGAGCACCACAGUGUCCUCUGCUGCUAACAUGAUUGCUGCCAUGAUGAUCUGCCUGCUGGGGGUCCUCACCCUCCUACACCCAGAGGCGGCUGUUGCUAUGGAUAACCCUUGCGCUGCGACGGGCAUGCAGCCUUACGACUACAGUCAGGUGUUGUGCAUGUCAUAUUUGUUCUACGAGGCUCAGCGCUCAGGUCAUCUGCCUUCAGAUCAACGGGUCACUUGGCGUUGGGACUCCGCUCUUAGUGACGGCUCUGACGUGGGUCACGACCUCACUGGCGGCUACUACGAUGCUGGCGACCACGUCAAGUUUGGGUUCCCGAUGGCCUUCACUACCACCAUGCUGGCUUGGGGUGUCCUAGACUUCGCUGAUGGACACAGUAAAGCUGGUCAGACGAAUUACGGUCGAGCAGCGGUCAAGUGGGCCACUGACUACUUCCUGAAGGCUCACACUGCCACGAACGAGCUCUACGGCCAGGUUGGUCAAGGUGAUAUAGACCACGCAUACUGGGGACGUCCUGAGGAGAUGACCAUGGAGCGACCUUCCUUUAAGAUCGAUCAAUCUCACCCAGGAAGUGACUUGGCCGGAGAGACAGCUGCUGCCUUGGCCGCAGCAUCCAUUGUCUUCAAGGAUGUAGACUCGUCCUAUUCAUCAGAGAUGCUGGCAGUGGCCAAGGAACUCUACGACUUCGCAGACAACUACCGGGAGAUUUAUAGCAACUCCAUCACAGAUGCAAGCAACUACUACGGUUCAUAUGCUUAUGGUGAUGAGCUGUGCUGGGCUGCACUCUGGCUGGCCAGGGCUACAGGUGACAACAACUACCUGGUGCGUGCCAGAGGACACUAUGAUGAGUUCUGGCUUGGAACUUACACCGGCGGCCUAGGAUGGGACGACAAGCAUGUUGGAGUCUUCAUGCUGUUCUGGCAGUUGACUGGAGACUCUCAGUACUCUGACAUGUUCGUACAGUACAUUAAUUGGCUGAAGAACGAAGCGACGUACACACCUGAAGGCUUGGUUUACCUGACAGACUGGGGCUCCAAUCGUGCCGCUGCCAACGUCGCCUUUAUUGCACUCUGGGCUGCCAAGAACGGAUUUGAUACAAGCUCCAACCAGAACUGGGCCAGGGGCCAGAUCGGCCAGUUGCUGGGAGACAACCCAAGGUACCAGUCCUUCGUGGUGGGCUACGGUGUCAACCCACCCCAGAAGCCCCACCACCGCUCCAGUUCGUGUCCAGAUCCUCCUGAGGACUGUUCCAACGGCUUCAGUAACCCAGGACCCAACCCACAAACCCUCUACGGUGCUCUCGUCGGUGGUCCAGCUCAGGAUGGCAGCUACAAUGACGACCGUGGCGACUACCAGCACAACGAGGUUGCUUGUGACUACAACGCUGCUUUUACCGGAGCUCUUGCUGCUCUGGUUGAGAUCAGUUAGAUGUAUAAACUAAGCUUAAAACUACCCAAGGCUUUAGCUGCUUUAGUUGAGAUCAGUUGGAUGUAUAAACUAAGCUUAAAACUACCCAAGGCUUUAGCUGCUUUAGUUGAGAUCAGUUAGAUGUAUAAACUAAGCUUAAAACUACCCAAGGCUUUAGCUGCUUUAGUUGAGAUCAGUUGGAUGUAUAAACUAAGUUUAAAACUACCCAAGGCUUUAGCUGCUUUAGUUGAGAUCAGUUAGAUGUAUAAACUAAGCUUAAAACUACCCAAGGCUUUAGCUGCUUUAGUUGAGAUCAGUUGGAUGUAUAAACUAAGCUUAAAACUACCCAAGGCUUUAGCUGCUUUAGUUGAGAUCAGUUAGAUGUAUAAACUAAGCUUAAAACUACCCAAGGCUUUAGCUGCUUUAGUUGAGAUCAGUUGGAUGUAUAAACUAAGCUUAAAACAAUGUUCCUAAGACCUCUCUCGAGAAUUUUCAAUCUGCCUUAUACAUGUAUUUCUCUUAAUCAUAAUAAAUUAUUUAAAAAGG
Molecule: messenger RNA, 1965 nt
Organism: Cherax quadricarinatus
Lineage: Eukaryota; Metazoa; Arthropoda; Malacostraca; Decapoda; Parastacidae
Product: endoglucanase E-4
Biological process (GO): carbohydrate metabolic process
Molecular function (GO): hydrolase activity, hydrolyzing O-glycosyl compounds
Source: RefSeq, a predicted model, not a curated record